This is a messenger RNA of Maudiozyma saulgeensis, 2760 nucleotides long. The record is from the annotation of a GenBank genome assembly. Lineage: Eukaryota; Fungi; Ascomycota; Saccharomycetes; Saccharomycetales; Saccharomycetaceae.
AUGGUUAUUGUUAUUCGUAGCGAGUUGGAAGGUCUUCUCCGUACCUUCUAUGGAGAUAUAUUCGCGUUAAAAGAAGAUGGUGGCAUGGAGAUAUACCCUAUCUUCAACAUUUUACCGGACAGAAAGUUAUAUAUGGAUUAUUAUGAACAGAUCGAAAAACCUAUUUCGUUGAAUACCUUGAAGAAAAGAAUCCCUCAUUAUACUGAAGCUCAGGAUUUUUUAAAUGAUGUAGCCCAAAUGGCAUGGAACGCCAAAACAUAUAAUACAAAAGAAUCAGAAAUUCAUAAAUAUGCAAAGGUCCUUGAGAAAUAUCUCAUAAAUGACAUGUUUCCAAAACUGCAGGAGAAAUAUCCUCAUGUUAGAUACCCAUAUUUAGGACCUUUACCUGAUGCCGAAGAUGAAGCCGAACAAAUCGCACUUAGGGAUAAGCAAAGAUUACAAGACGAAAAGAAUGGUAUCAAACCAGAAGAUUUGAUUAAGGCACCACCAACACCAGUAGAAUCUAAAAAGUCCCCAGAUGUAGUAGUCGAAAGACCAAGAAGAAACAUGAGAACUAUGGAGGAGAGGAAAGUUGUUGUAGAAGAUUCUAAUGAUGAAGAUGAAAAUUAUAACCCUAUGAAAAAGAACACAAGCAUAAGAGCGACAAGAUUACAACCAAGAGUUCAGUAUGACACAUUAAAUGCAUCAGAUGAUGGGUCUACAUAUUCGCGUUCCAAUACACCUCAAAUGACGAAGGUUAUCAAUUUGAAAUCAAAUGGUCCAAAGACAAGUAUAAGACGUGGUAGACCUCCAGUAAUUGAUUUACCAUAUCUUCAAAGAGUGAAAAAUGUUUUAAAAAAUGUAAGGAGAGAAACUGAUAGAUCUAAGAAUCCCUUAAUAUCAAUAUUUGAAUAUGUUCCAGAUGAAAUGCGUCGUGGAAAGUAUUUAAGUAUGAUUCCAAACCCUAUCUGCAUAGAAGAUAUGAGAACAAAAUUAAGACUUCGAACAUACCCAAAUUUUCCAGCCUUUCAAAAUGAUAUUGCCCAAAUGUUAUCUAACUAUAGGUUAUUUUAUGGUAAUGAUCGUGAAGUUGUGGAAACAAUAAAUCGUUUAGAAAAAGUGUUUAAAGUACUUUGUAAGCAUGAAUUAGCAAGACCUGAUAAGUACUUUUUAUCUGAUGGUAUUUUGAGAUACCCAAUUGAUAGUAUUACUGUUAACAACGUAAAAUUUGUCAUAGGUGAUUGGGUUUUAUUGAAAAAUCCAAAUGAUCCGUCCAAGCCAAUUAUUGCUGAAAUAUUUAAAUUAUGGCGUACUGAAGAUGGUCAGGAGUGGUUAAACGCAUGUUGGUAUUUCAGACCAGAGCAGACAGUACAUAGAGUGGAUAGAUUGUUUUACAAGAAGGAAGUUAUGAAAACAGGUCAAUAUAGAGAUCAUGUGAUAGAAGAUGUUGUUGGUAAAUGUUAUGUUAUUCAUUUUACACGAUAUCAACGUGGUGAUCCGGAAUUUCCAGUGAAGGGUCCUCAGUUCGUUUGUGAAUACCGUUAUAAUGAAUCAGAUAAGAUUUUCAACAAGAUUAGGACAUGGAAAGCAUGUUUACCAGAAGAAGUUAGAGAUAUCGAUGAACCAACGAUACCAAUAAAUGGUAGAAAAUUUUUCAAAUAUCCUUCUCCGAUUAGAAAUUUAUUGUCUAAAGAUGCUACUGUAAAUAGUAAAAUCCCACCGGCGGUACAAGGCAAUCCAGCAGGUCCACCAUUGGUAGGUGCAGUUUAUAUGAGACCUCAACUUGAUAGGGAUGACCUUGGUGAAUAUUCUACAUCCCCAGAUUGUCCGAGACAUAUUAUUAGACCUGGCGAUCCGCCAGAAGAAGGUAAAAUUGAUUUUGAAUCAGGAACUAUUAUCACUGAUUCUAUAACAACUACAGCUUUUACAAAACCAUUUACAAACUCUCAGACAAGAUUAUCCGAAAUAGGUACUGAUAGGUAUCCAGGUAGAGUUCCAUCUAGUGGAAAUUUCCAGAAUUUUUCUAAUAAUUAUAAAAGACCAAUAUUACCUGAAAGUGGUACACCAUUAAUUGGUAUCUCUCAGGAUCCACUUACUGCCAAAAAAUUAGCAGAUUUACAAAUCAGAAGAUUCUAUACAAGACAACAAAUGUUAUCUAAGAAGAACGAUAAUGUGAAUCAAGAAAUGGCUCAACCAGUUAAGGAUGUUUCAUUGCAGAUGACUAAGACGGCAUUAAUUCCUAUCGAUGUUGAUCAUCCAAGGAGUUAUAUAUUACCAAUUUCGAUUACAAAAAAUAUUAACGUUUUACAAAGAACAGAUUAUGAAAAUUAUCAAAGAACAACAUCAUCACAGAGUUCUGCUCCUUUGACUUCUCGAAAACGUUUCAGGGGUGAAGCAUUGUGGUUCAAUGGACCAAGUAUGGAUAUAUCAGAGAGAUAUGUGAACCUCGGUGAAGAAGUUUCACGUGAUUAUUUAAACAAGAUAUUCAAAAAGACUAAAUUGGAUUAUGAAGAAACAACAGAAAUAUUGGAUAGUAGAAAUAGAAUUCUCAGUAGACACCAGCAAGCCAAAAUAAUUUCGAAAUAUCAUUUGGAAGAUAAGGAAGGGGAAAAUAAUCUCGACGAAGACACACACGAUGCAACUAAUGAGUCCAAAAGUACUACUGGAGAAGAACAUGAAUUUGACGAUGAAAAUAGAUUUAUUCCAGGUACUUUUGUCUUUGGCUUGCGUCCAUCAAGCAAAUUUAUUGCUCAUAAGUUAAAGUUAAAUGAAAUAAUAUAG